This is a messenger RNA of Gavia stellata (red-throated loon), 1491 nucleotides long. It is a transcript of the gene MSANTD3, whose product is annotated as Myb/SANT DNA binding domain containing 3. Lineage: Eukaryota; Metazoa; Chordata; Aves; Gaviiformes; Gaviidae. Bases 1 to 825 code for a protein of 274 amino acids. The record is from RefSeq and is a predicted model, not a curated record. The transcript is spliced from 2 exons.
AUGCAAAACGAAAUAAUAAAGCCUGCUAAAUACUUCUCAGAAGUGGAGAAGAGCGUGCUGCUUGCGUUAGUUGAAAAAUACAAAUAUGUGCUUGAAUGUAAAAAAAGUGAUGCAAGAACUAUUGCUCUGAAACAACGUACCUGGCAAGCACUAGCUCAUGAAUAUAAUUCACAGCCCAGUGUAUCACUGCGAGACUUCAAACAGUUAAAGAAAUGCUGGGAAAAUAUCAAGGCACGGACAAAAAAGAUAAUGGCACAUGAAAGGCGGGAGAAGGUAAAAAGAAGUAUUAGUCCGCUUAUAAAUACUCACAUCAUAGGGAAAGAGAAGAUUGCCAGCAUAAUGCCUGAGCAAAUGUACUUUUUGCAGAGCCCACCAGAAGAAGAUUCUGAAUAUCAGCCUGAUGCUUCUAGUCAAGAGUCAUUUGUUGUCUCAAAUAGAGAACUCUGUGAUGAAGAGAAAGAGCUGGUACAUUUCCCAGUAUGUGAAGGUACCUCCCAACCUGAGCCUUCGUGUUCUGAUGUCAGAAUAGCAGCAGAUAAGAACUACAGAAGUAAAGCAUCUCAGGAAAGUGCUCUGAAAAAGAUGCAUGAGGAAGAACAUCAUCAGCAAAUGUCAAUUUUGCAACUGCAGUUAAUCCAAAUGAAUGAAGUUCAUGUGGCAAAAAUACAGCAAAUAGAAAGAGAGUGUGAGAUGGCUGAAGAGGAGCACAGGAUAAAAAUGGAAGUGCUAAAUAAAAAGAAAAUGUAUUGGGAGAGGAAACUGCAGACCAUCACAAAAGAAUGGCCUGUAUCAUCAUUUAACAGACCCUUUCCUAAUUCACCUUAGAACAUAAAGGGGCAGAGAGUCAGUCUGUCUGAGCACAUUUAUGAGUAACACGCACUGGAAAGAGGGUUUUUUAAUGUGAAUGUACAGUGGCAGGAUAGGUGCCUAACUGAUAGUGAACACAUGUUGACUCUUGAUGUUUAGGGAAACCAUGGUAGAGUCCACCAAGGGGAAAAUUGUAUUGUUCAUUUGUAGGUAGUUCUGAUUUGUUUAACUCUCAGACAUGCAGAGUGUUCUAAAAUGUGAACAUAUUUUCCCCUCUCAGGAUACCCUAACAUCUUUUUGAAAUUUAAGGUACUCUGGGUAUUCUUACAUUGGGUGUUCUUAAGAAAACUUCACAGCUUUAAACAUCAGGUUAUAGUGUUUGUUUUGAUUUCUAUCUUUUCCUAGCUACCAUUUCCCAAAUGAAGGUAAGGGUUGGAGUUGCUCUCUGCUGUUGAGACAAAUGGUGAUUGAUAGGUAUUGGUUGGAUUGUUAUGCUGGGGCUCAGGAAAAAAAAAACUUGUUGCUAGUUAAUAUAGUUCAUAAUUUAUUCUUCACAGAAGCUGUGAAAAUGAAGGAAGUAGCAAAAGGACCGCUGUAAUAACUGAGCCCUUUGCUUAUGAAGAAUAGUGAUAUUUUCCAGCUGGCUGGUUAAUUGGGAGAAUGGUUGUGGGCUGGCCCUCCAGU